ACAAUUCAUUUCCACAUACAAAUGGAUCCAUCUGAUAUAUUCACUAUUUUCUGUUGGCUGAUUUGUACACUUUUAUUUGGACCCACGUUAUUCUUUCUAUGUAUUUACUUACCUGAAUUACCUGUUAGAUAUAUAAAACGCAUUCGAUCAUAGGUAAACUUUAAACUUUACUCAUGUAAAUUUAGAAAUCUACUUCAUUGUAAGCGCUUAGUUAUUAUACAUACAUAUGUAUUUGUUAUGGUUUAGUAAAUAAGGUUUAAUGUAUUUUUUU
Molecule: messenger RNA, 271 nt
Organism: Rhagoletis pomonella (apple maggot)
Lineage: Eukaryota; Metazoa; Arthropoda; Insecta; Diptera; Tephritidae
Source: RefSeq, a predicted model, not a curated record